Leptosia nina is the source of this 861-nucleotide messenger RNA. NCBI's taxonomy places the organism in Eukaryota, Metazoa, Arthropoda, Insecta, Lepidoptera, Pieridae. The record is from the annotation of a GenBank genome assembly.
AUGUCUCGCGAAGACACAUCUCUGCAUCUGUUGAGGAAAUUCGUUGUCGACUGCUUUUGCAUAUCUGCAUUAAUCGGCCUAAUAUUCGUGACUACGGAUGUGUGGGCGGGUUUUGAAAGGGGAUUUUUCUGCGGAGAUGAGAGCCUCAUGUACCCUUACAAGCCGGAUACGGUUUCUACGCCUAUGCUGCGGAUGUACGGAUUGGGACUUCCUAUUCUAGCAUUUCUAAUAUGCGAAUGGGCGCUACUUCGCAAAGACGACGAGUUCCAGUGCUUCCGUUUCCCACUCCCACGGUGGAUGAGGGGAUUCUACUGUGUGAUGGCUUGUUUCGGCUACGGAGCCUGUUUUAUUGAACUCACUACUAACAUCGCCAAGAACGUCAUCGGGAGACCACGGCCACAUUUCUUUGACUUAUGCCGGCCCACAGUUAACUGCAGUUUGCCGGAGUGGCAGCACCGGUACAUAGAGAGCCGUGAAUUUGAAUGCACUGGUAUUAAGAAUACUGAAAAAUUCAAUGAUUUACACAUGUCAUUCAUUAGUGGACAUUCUGCGUGGUCGGCAUUCACUAUGAUUUAUUUGGCAUUAUAUUUAGAGAAGAGAAUGGUAUGGAGGGGCACGAGGCUGAUUCGUCACGUCCUUCAGUUCUCAGCUGUGAUGAUCAGCUGGUUCACAGCCCUCUCUCGCGUCACAGACUACAAGCACCACUGGAGCGAUGUGUUAGCGGGCUAUUUCCUCGGUCUAACCUUCGCUGUUCUCGUGUGGACAUGGGGUACUGAUCUGAUUCAACCGAAGAGCAAGCACCAACCUAUUUCACAACAUGAAAUACAUCUGCACAAUCAUAAAACAUCGGAAUUAGUAUAA